CGUCGUCGGUUGAAAGCAUCUUUGAUUGUGAGUGUAUGGUAGCUUGGCUUCAUGCAUGCAGCCAGGCUGUGGGUGAUGUGAGAAGGCCAGUGAACCAGCCUGUAUUGAUAUCAAGCUGAGUAGCGACUACUCUUCAAACGAGUUCCAGAUUUGCACUGAGCCUUGUAAGAGCUAUCCGAGUGGAUGGCAUCCCCCUCUCUCCCUUUCUCUCUCGCUGAUGGUUGGUUGCUUUGGUAGAGAAGUCAGAACAAGCCAUAGAGAGGACAGGGACAAGACUGAGUGUCACCACACCCUCUCAUCAAAGGUGCAUUAAAGGAACUUUAUCAAGACUUGUUUGAUUUGUACACCUGAUUCACCUAAUUGCAUUUCAACUCAAUCAAGUUUGAAAACAAAAGAGUGGAGAAUGUGUCAUUCUACAAGUACGUCCCAAACUUAAUGACUUUGCUGCUGCAUUCAUUUAUUGAGCUACAUAUGGGGCUUUCCUCCUUAUUUUUAGGAGAUGAGUGCUAUGAACAUGUGAAUAUUUCAUUCCAUGAAUUGUCUCCUGUGAAAGAUCCAGGUACUGCAGGAAGUUUGUUGUUGUACAAAUAUUAAGACUUGAUAGAAGAUACAUCAGUAUGGAUGGGGCAAUGCUGAGGACCGUUUGGAGAGGCGUAUCUCUAUGUUUGUGUCUGUACCUGGUAUUGAAUACAGCACACGUAGAAGCAAGUGAAAAUAGACUAUCGUUACCACGAUGGAUGAGAAAUAUGCUACCACAGUAUAGAUCACCUAAGCAACACAGAAGUCAACAGACAAGUGUAUUGGACUGUACCAAUGUUGCUACAGGGGAAACUGUUGAAGACAGCAGAUGUGAGGGACAAAAACCCGAAAUUAGUGCCCGAAGUUGUAACAAUAUCAACUGCCCACCAAGAUGGGAAGGAGAGCCAUGGGGUGCAUGCACAGUAUCAUGUGGGGCUGGUAGCCAGACUAGAGAGGUGUACUGUGUACAGAAGAUAUCAACAAGUAUGACAGUGAGACUAUCUGACGAUAUGUGUGAUGGCUCCAGACUAGCCUCAGUACAAGCUUGUAAUGCUCAUCGCUGCCCUUACUGGAAACCUGAGCCUUGGUCACCGUGUUCAGUUAGUUGUGGCCAGGGGAUGAGCACCAGGGAUAUUGAGUGUCGCAAUCAUCGCAACCAGCUUGCUAUGGGAUGUGAUAUAGACACGAUGCCGUCCAUUACAACAGUCUGUUUCCCAGGAGUCCCUUGUCUGCCAGACAGGAAUACUGAUACACCAGAAGUUAAUAAACCUGAACUAGCGACAACGUCUCCUCUUGAGAAGAAAGAGACAGCUGAGGUGCCCAGAUACCAUGCUGGAGAAUGGAGUCCCUGCAGUACCUCCUGUGGUCCUGGUACCAGAACCCGCAGUGUGCGAUGCAAGGUCUAUCUGAAAGCCUUUGAUUCUAACUUUGACAUCAGUGACCUGGACUGUCAAGGGUUACCCCGCCCUCAUGAUGUAGAGGAAUGCCAGGAUGUAGAAUGCACCCCACCCCAGGGAGGCUCUCUCUUUGCUCCAUCUCGGUCUACUGUAGCAAUUCAAACGGAUCCAACGGAACCCAAUGUGGUCCAUCCAGAUACAGACCCCACUUUAGAGCUUGGACCAGGACCAGAUGUAGAUAUAUUUAUCUGGCGAUAUUCAGGCUAUUCUCCAUGCAGUGCUUCAUGUGUUGGAGGUGUACAGGAAUCAAUAGUGCGUUGUAUCAGUGCUUACACUGAUGAGGUCGUGAGUGAUGCUCAUUGUGAUUACAGUCAGAAGCUGCCUACCAGUCAACGCUCAUGUAAUGAAAGACCAUGUGCACCAGAAUGGAAGGUGUUCCUGUAUGGAGAAUGUUCUUCAUCUUGUGGUCUGGGAGUGAAGUACCCAUCUGAUAUAUACUGCAUCCAGAAAGCAUCCAGGACUGCCGAAGCAUCUAUCAAUAUGCUCACUGAAGAUCAAUGUACCGGACCCAAACCCAAUAACUCAUUAUCAUGCGAAACCACAUGUCCAGCUACUUGGGUGUUAGGAGAAUGGUCAGAGUGCUCAGCUACAUGUGGUCAUGGUGCAGGGAAUAAAACCAGGACUGUAUCCUGUCAGCAGUCUACUCCAUCUGGUGCAGAUAUUGAAGUAGAUAUUACCAGCUGCCCACUGCCUGUGCCUCAUACAGUAGAGGAAUGUGAUAAUGAACAAUGUCCGCCAUACUGGAUUGCAAGAUCAGCUUCACGGUGUUCUCAGAGCUGUGGUAAGGGUGUUGAGUCAGCAUCAUUGACAUGUCACCAGAUGACACCAUUAGGUGAAGAGAUUGAGUUAGAUCGCCAGCUAUGUCCUAUACCACCUCCUCCUGAUACUCAACCAUGUAAUGAAAUAGACUGCCCUGUUCAAUGGACUAUACAAACCCUCUCACAGUGUUCUGCCACCUGUGGAGUGGGAAUCCGGCUUCGAUCAGUAUUGUGUGGGAGAAUGCUUGGUAAUGGAACACAGGUAUACAUCGAUCAGGGACAUUGCAUUCCCGAAGCAAGACCAGAUGAUCAUGUGACAUGUAAUUUACCAAAAUGUAAUGAAGUUGAGAUCCUAUCUAAUCAUACUACAUACUACCAGACUGGACUGGUCAGCAAAGUGAGAUUGGUGAUUGGUCAAGAAGCGUACGUCUUUGAAUCAACCGUGGUCACUAUCAAAUGUCCAGUGGUAAACUUCAAGAAGAGCCAGCUGAUAUGGGAGAGAGGAUUGACCCCUAUAGUAGACACUGAUCCAAAGAUGAAGGUGGUGUCUGGGGGUAUACUCCGGAUCAAACACGUUGAAGAAAGAGAUUCCGGUGUGUAUGCUUGCAGAGCUGGUGAUCAAAGAGAGACUAUUACACUUCAUGUUACAUCUGGAUUUCCAACUUAUGAGAAAUCAUCGGACCAGGCCUCUUCCAAUUCUACAAACAAUGCAAAUAUAAGGUGGCAUAUGGCUGGAUGGAGUGAGUGUUCAGCUAGUUGUAAUGGCGGCUGGCAAACCAGAGAAGUGCGAUGUCUGAGGAACACUCUUCUUGGUCGAUCUAAACCAAGGGAUGCUGGACUAUGUAAGAGCUCUGGACUUGAAGAACCAAUCGGUCGUAAGGAAUGCAACAAACAUCCGUGUCACAACCAUUGGGUUGCAGAUAGUUGGUCACAGUGUACUGGAGAAUGUGUUGGUGUAAGACGAUCAUUACAGACGAGAGGAAUCUUGUGUCGUAGCCCAUCCCAAGACUUACUCUUUGAUGACCAAUGUUCAUUGGCAGCUAAACCUAUUACUGAAAGACUGUGUAUCAAUGAUGAAUGCAGGCCAAAGUGGCUUGUUACUAAAUGGAGUAGUUGUUCAUCAUCUUGUGGAGUGAAUGCUGUUCAGAAGCGUAAGAUUCGAUGCGUUACAUCUGACACCAGGGUUAGAAUGGAGAGCUCUAUCUGUGCUGCAGUCUAUGGACAACCUCCUAUCAUGAAGAAAUGCCUUCUUGGUGCCUGCCCUAAUGAGCAAUGCUCAGACGAGGGAUCAUACUGUAGUCUCGUUCACAGACUGCAGAUGUGCAACAAUCCAAGCUACCAACGUCGCUGCUGUAAAACUUGCCAAUCGUACGGCUGAUGUCUCCCGCUCAACAACCCAAACAGCAUUGCAACCGAUCACAUAUCAUGUGAACCACCUUUGACUGACCAUAUAGUAUGUGUGUACUGUAGAGCAGCCCUGUUCAUAUGCUAGAUUUAAAGCUUUAUUGGACUGUAUAUACAAGUGUUUGGAGGUACAUCUCAUUAUUAACUAAAGGGCUUUACAUGAUGAAGUAUCAGUACCUGGUUUCCAUAUCCAGUAUCAAAUCUUUUUGUUGCUCAUUUUUUAAAAUAAAAGCUGUUGAAAUUAAAGCGUUUGAUGUAUGUAUAUCUGCCAAAUUUGGUUUAUAGAAAUGAAGUGUAGAGAUUAACUCUCUGUACCUUAACCCAUACUCUAUGUCACCAAGUGUAUACAAAACAUAUCAUAAAAAAUAUAUUUUACUAGACUCCAUUUUUAAAAUAAUUAUGGUUCCUGUUUUAAUUGUUCAUCUUGAUCCAACAAUGUUCUUUGUUUUCUCACUAUACAAUUUUGAGGAAAGAGACAAGCUUUCUUAGUUCCUCCAAAUCAAAUACAACACGUAAUAAAGUUAGUAGUCACUAUGGCUCUGGAAUGUUGAUAGAAAUAGUACUGGUUUUUCAAAUUAUAAAAAAUUUAAUUAUUUUCUGAUUUAUUACACACCUGUAUAUAUUGAGCUUGAGAGGAAUGGCUCUGAUCUGAUAAUUAUUUAUAUUCAUUGUAGGUAUUACAUUUAAACUAAUGAUUAAUCCUAGAUUGCAAUUUCCGUUCAUCUAAAAAGUUCUCCCAGUAUGUUAAGAAAAUCAUGCUCUUUUCCAAAUUGUUAUCUCUGUUACUAAACAGAUCUUGCAGCGUUAUUUACAUUGAAUCUAUGUACAGAAAACUCUGUGAAUUUCAAAAGUAUAGGAAAAUAACUUUAAAGAGGGAAAUAAAGUCUGUUAAUCAAGUGAUUUUUAUAUUCAACCGGUUUUAAAAGAGCAAUGUGUAUGUAGGCAAAAAAUAUGAAAACAUUAUUUGAAAGGUGAAACCUGUACGUGUUAUCUUUUUUCUUAUUGUUUCCUGAUAUGAAGCGUCUUAUAACAAAGCUACUAAACUUUGGCUUAACUUAUCUAUGGACAUCUUGACUGCAUUUCAUUUUUCGAAACGACAAACAACUGACAUGUGAUUAACCUAUUGUAUAAUUGUCAUAUUUUACCACAUAAGAGCAUCCAAGAAUUUUAAAGCAAUUAAGCACUUUGUCAUCAGUCACUUCCUGUCAAGUUUCUCAUAAAGCAUUGUUUUCUCCCUCUUCUUACAAAGAUCCUCUUUAAUAAAAUUCACAACUUUUUUGGCCUAUAUUAUUAAAGAUAAAGACCAGUUAUGGUCAUGCGAUUGCAUUGCGAAAGAAAC
Messenger RNA from Strongylocentrotus purpuratus (purple sea urchin), 4976 nucleotides. Its product is annotated as ADAMTS-like protein 1. Bases 618 to 3611 code for a protein of 997 amino acids. The record is from RefSeq and is a predicted model, not a curated record. Lineage: Eukaryota; Metazoa; Echinodermata; Echinoidea; Camarodonta; Strongylocentrotidae. The transcript has 17 exons. Gene Ontology annotation, cellular component: extracellular matrix. Gene Ontology annotation, molecular function: metalloendopeptidase activity. Gene Ontology annotation, biological process: extracellular matrix organization.